Messenger RNA from Paramecium octaurelia, 834 nucleotides. The record is from the annotation of a GenBank genome assembly. Lineage: Eukaryota; Ciliophora; Oligohymenophorea; Peniculida; Parameciidae.
AUAAAAUGGAAUUUGAAGUUUAAGAAAAUUAAGGCAAUAACUCUAUUUAAGGAAUAAUAAAUCUUUAGCCUUAGGUGAAUUAAGUGAACUAAGUCUAAUCAUAAUAGUAAGAAAUACAAAUUAAACAAACUGACAUUCAAGUUUCAAGUACACUAGAAGAAAGCGUAGCAGUCACAUUAGUACAUCUAAAUUUAAACCAUAGCUUCGAGAUUUGAGAUAGAUAGGAGUAAAAUUGAGAUGCGUUUUGGUACCAACAAUGUCAACUGAUAAUGCUAGAGAACUCAGAAAUUGUAAAUGAAUUUUUUAAUAUUAUUAGGGGAUUUAUGGGGACCAUUAGUAUUUUGUUUGAUGUUAGCAUUGUAUAUUUUAGUUUGACAUUUUAGAACCCUAAGUUUGAGUGGUAAUAAUGAUGAUGGUCCAGGAAUAUUUGCAACAAUAUUUGUACUUAUUUGGGUUGGGUCCUUUGUAGUCACUCUAAAUGCUUAAUUAUUGGGUGGGAAAGUGUAAAUAUAGAAAUAAAAUAAAGAUCAUUUUUCUAAUCGGUUUGUGUUUUGGGAUAUUGUGUAUUUCCAAUAAAUUUAGGAGCUUUAUUUACUUUAUUUUUUUAGUUCUUUUAUUUGAAGAUGUUUUUGGUUAUUGGUUGUUUUCUAUGGUCCACUUACUGUAAGAUUACUAUAAUUUAUUUUAUAGCUGCUGUUGGAUUCAUGAAAUUAUUAAUUCCAGAAUAGAAAAGAAUAUUAGCACUUUAUCCAGUGAUUCUAUUCUAUUUGUUUUUAAGUUGGUUUGCUCUGAUAGUUUGAAUACCAUAUUUUAUAUUAAUUUAUAUAUUAUUUA